Closterium sp. NIES-65 is the source of this 1125-nucleotide messenger RNA. The record is from the annotation of a GenBank genome assembly. Lineage: Eukaryota; Viridiplantae; Streptophyta; Zygnematophyceae; Desmidiales; Closteriaceae.
AUGAACGUCAAAAAGAUCCUCCAGGCCAGUUUAGGCAUCGUCAUCAUCCUUGUUAUAUUCGUCUUCGUUAGAGAACUCGCCCGCGAGACAGCCAGCCACCCAAUUGCUUACCACUCCAAUUCUUCUCCCGCCAACGCGAACCGCAAGGAGGCCCCUCAUGAGAUUAUAGAGCAACUUAAAGUGCAGGUAGCGGGCCGCGAGGCGGAAAGCACGGAGAUGCAAGAUCUGGAGAAGGAGAUCCAACGGCUGAGACAGGACAUCAGGGUUCUAUCGAGCGGCGGAGGGCUUCCGACCGGAGCGCACUUAACGGCGACGGAUCUGAAGACAGCAGCAGAUGUAGGGGUGGACGCGACGGCUAUAUGCGAGCAGCAGCUAUCUCACUGUAAGAGGCAGAAGCUUGAACGGCGCUCCUUACUCUCCAGUAACCCUUCCGCGGAAGGUGGUUCCGCUUCCGCUUCCGUUUCCGAGCCAUCCGCGGGAGGGUCGGUAACGCCUGCGGGUGGCGCAGGGGGAGCGGGGGAAUCGGCGGAAGGGGGUUCCAGUGCCAUUCCGCCAGUCUCCCCUGCGGUGGCGGAGCUCCAGCGGAAGCUGGCGGAUCUACGGACGGCGUACGACGCAAUGAUGAUCGACAAGCGCAAUCUGACGGCUGAGCUUGCGCGGCUGUCCCACAAUGGCACUCAGGAGAUGCUGCGAGACGAGAAUGUGCGGUGGGGAUUGCACGAGUGUAAGUCGUACGCGUGUGUGAAUUCAAGGGAGAAAGGGGAGUGCAGGAACUGUUUCAACAUGAGUUUGGAGGUGAAGCGGUGGCAGGUGCCGUACCUGGGCACCAUACCUAUGGCGCAGGUCUGGCAGCUCAAGCCUCCGGGUUCGCUUCGGAUCGGCCUGGAUGUGGGUGGAGAAUUGGAGGAGCUGAUGUUUGAAUGGCACCGGAUUCUUCGGCCAGGCGGCAUUAUCUGGUUAGAGCUGCUGACCGCACCUACAAGCAAGAUGAAGCAGUAUACAGUGGUGAUUAAUAUGUUCAAGUAUAAGCAGCUGUACUGGGAUCUUGCGCCUGUGGAUGAUUCGAAGAAAAGCAAGACCCAUGUCUACUUGAACUGUGUAUUGGAAAAGCCUAGGAAGUCAUAG